GGGUCGGGGCGGUACAAGAAGCGCGGCGGGGCCGUCCCGGAGCAUUCCCGGGGCCGCCGCCGCCAUGGAGGAGGCGCAGCGGCUGCUGACGGUGUCGGUGUGGAAGCUUUACCGGUGCCGGGUGCGGCGGGGCGGCCUCCGCCUCCACCGGAGCCUGCAGCUCUCGCUGCUCGUCCGCGCCGCCCGACACCGGUACCUGAGCGCCCGAGCGGCCGCCGGGAUCCUCCCGGGACCGGAGAUUACCGGGGCUGCGGAGAGCGGAGCGACCCCCGGACCGGAGAUUACCGGGGCUACGAUUCCGGUACCGGAGCUUCCCGCGGCUACGGAGAGCGGAGCGACCCCCGGACCGGAGAUUACCGGGGCUGCGGAGAGCGGAGCGAUCCCGGUACCGGAGAUUACCGGGGCUACGGAGAGCGGAGCGAUCCCGGUACCGGAGAUUACCGGGCCUACGGAGAGCGGAGCGACCCCCGCACCGGGGGACCCCCAGUGCCCGAACACACCGAGUGCGGACCGACCGAGCAACCGGACCGAGCGGAAAUGGGGGAACCCCCUGAGGGACUGCACCGGGGACCACCGGAACCCACCGAGCGGAGCCCCCCGCAGUGAAUCCCCGGGGGUACCGGGGAUCCCCCCUGGGCGACCGAGAGAGGACCCCCCGAGCCCCGUGAACCGGGACCUCCCACCGACCGCGGAUCCGCGUUCCGCCCCGGGCCCCACCAACCGGGACCCCCCUCCCGCUUCCCCCGGCCCUCCCCGGUCCACCGGAGCCCCCCGGGCCGGGCAGAAGCGGCGCAGCUGCGGCUCGGCGGGGCCGGGCCGGGGGCCGGUACCGAGCAAACGGGCGCGGCUGGAGGCGGAGGCACCGCCGGUGCCACCGGGGCCGCCCGGGCGCUGCUCGGGGCCGCCCGCAGCCGCCUUCGGCUUCCUGGUCCGCGCCGUCGGGGCGUGCUGAGCCCUCCGGGGAGCCCCGGGACACGGAACUUAACGGGGACACACCCGGACACACGGACAUUAACGGGGAACCCCCCGGGACACACGGACGUUAACGGAAAUCCCCUCGGACACGCGGAUCCGGUUCUGGAAACCCCCGGACAUUAACGGAGAGCCCCCCGGGACACGCGGAACUUCACGGGGAACUCCCCCAGGACACGCGGUUCCGGUUCUGGACCCUCCCGGACACACGGACAUGAACGGGGAUCUCCCGGUGGAACGGAACCGGACACGCACGGACUCCCGGGGCUCCCGGUGGGGUUCUUCCCCCCCCUCCCCCUCUCGCUCUUGGUGGGGGGGGGGGCUCCAGGCUGGCCCUGCCCCCUCCCCCCCGUUAAUUACCCUUAAUUAUUAUUUUGUUAAUUAAUUAAAAAUCAAUUAAAAGUGG
This is a messenger RNA of Serinus canaria (Common canary), 1378 nucleotides long. Its product is annotated as basic proline-rich protein-like. Bases 65 to 952 code for a protein of 295 amino acids. The record is from RefSeq and is a predicted model, not a curated record. The transcript has a single exon. NCBI's taxonomy places the organism in Eukaryota, Metazoa, Chordata, Aves, Passeriformes, Fringillidae.